UCUGCGAAGUGAUGAGCCAUUGAAAGCGAGCGAACCGGGUGAUUGCAAGUAUAAUCGAGCGAGUGAGAGACUUUGAGUUUUGUAACCAAUUCCAUCUGCGAGUGUAAAAGAGAAGGACAAGUGUGUGAACCAGACCAGCCAUCUUGGAAAAGUUGAAAUUUGAUAUUCUGUGCUUGAAAUAGGCAUCAAUUUUUGCAUUGAUUUGUGAUUCUACGUCGUUGAAAACGCGAACCCGUUGUGAUUUGGAAGUAAUAUAAGGUCCUAAGUUAAGUUUUCAAGCUGUGCCGUAUCCGUUCGCGUGUGUAAGAGCUCAUUUCGAAACGCAGUUAGAGGAAGAAAAAAACCAGUUCAAGAGUCCACCAUCUUUGAAACCCGAGACAAAGUGAAUCGAAUAGCAAUUUUUUUGCUUGCGGUUUGACGUGGAAAGUGCAAAUUUGGAACGAAAAUCUGUUCAACGAUUAUCGGUGCAAACGUUCGAGUCAACACUACACGGCAGUCCUUAAAAGUAGUGAAAACUUGAACCAUUUAAGUGCGCAUUGUGAUUUCUUCGUACGCGGUCGUUGCGUUGAAGGGUACAUAUAUCGUCAUCAUCAAAAGUGAAAAUUGAAAAUAUUUGGUAGAAGCGAGUGUCGCUUAUUUGGUGAACCAAGUCGUUCACAGUUUGAUGUUGAAAAGUCUCGAAAUCGCGUAUUGCACACUGCGAGGUUUAGUGAUCGUUCGUACAAACCGAACCCUAGGAAAAUGAGAAUAGAAGUCCAUUCGGCUGCGGAUUUUUUAAUGAAUUUGCUGAGGGUAAAAAAAGCAAAUCAACUAUCCGAGAGCCAGCUGCAGCAUUUCAAGGGAUCGUUGGAGCAGAUUCUAACCCGUCACUUUCAACGUCACUGGUACCCUGAUGUUCCGACCAAGGGUUCGGGAUUCCGGUGUUUGCGAAUCAACGGCAAGAUGGAUCCAAUCAUCGAGAAGGCGGGUGUUGCGGUGGGAUUGAAUGCGGUGAUCCUGCGGAAGAUGCUCCCAAUGGAGCUGACGAUCUGGAUCGACCCGGAGGAGGUGUCGUACCGUAUUGGCGAAAACGGUACCAUCUGUGUGCUGUACGAUCAGCACAAAAGCCGUGCCAGUCCAUCGUCGGAUCUCGAUUCGACGGGUAGCAGUAGCUGUGAUGAAUUCAUUAUGGAACGAGUUGGCCGACUGGAUCUGUCCAAUUCGUCCGAUAGCGGUAAUAGUGGUAUGGUAGAUUACGUGGAUACCAAUCCAUCUAAUCCACUUGUGAUGCAGAGUAAGCACAACAAGUACAACAAUCAUCAUAAUAAUCAUCAUCACGCUAAGCGUCAGAACAACAGCAUUAGCUCGUCGUCUAGUGGACAGACUAGUCCACCACUUAGUCCACCGUUUAACGGUUAUAACAACUUCAACAACACUAGAUAUCAACAUAACAACCAACAUAACAACUAUUACUCGCCAUCUCUGCACCAGCAGCAGCAAUACUUCCCCUGGGACAACCAGUUUGUCAACAACAAAGUGCGUACUCAGUGUUAAACUACUGAAACCAGUCGUUCCCGUUCGGCUUUCCGUGCUCCCCGUUUCUUUCCUAAAAAGCAAAACAGUCCUUAAAAAAUGGUUAAAUUAACCACCAAAAAUUAUUCAUAUCAAACCAUUGUACCAUCUGCUGAGGUAAGGUUUCCCAAGUCGUUAGCAGAUCGCAUUAGUACUAGUGAGGGGAGCGCGGGUUGCCACGAACGUUUUCAACAAUUCAUCUAUUCAACAAAGUAAAAGAAGAAGAAAAAAAACGGCAGCAACACUUCGAGAGGACCCAUCAUCAUAAUCGAAGUACGUCGACGGACGACGUCACGAGCGGCGAGGGUGGAUGAACGCGCGAGAGAACGAGAGAAAUGACGCAGUAAGGACAGCUCCUGAAUGUAUCCAGGUUCAGACCAACUGAACCCAAACCCAUCCGUUUAUCUAGUAAGUGUAAGGCUCGAAAGGGACGCAUUUUAACAUUUGUAACAUCUCCCACAUUUUGCAUGCAAAUGAGAGCUAGCUAGCAAGUAUAGAGCAAUCGAGUCGAAGCAAAAGACGAGAGAGUGUUGCUAAAUUUUUCAACCUUCAAAACCACACACUUAAAUUAUAAGAAAAAGGUAAAAACAAGAAAAAACCUAAACAUAUAUUUGGACAACCACAACGGAUAAACCAAUGCAUACGAAUCACAUGAAAAUGAACAAUGGCAAAACGAAAAAAUGGAAAACUGAAACAGGAAUCUAUAUCUUUAUAAUUAUGAUAGAAUUAUAGCUUUAAACAGCUCUGCAAGUUAUUGUUUUGUGCGGGAGGGACGACGUCAUUCGAUUGGAAAAAACGAACGGACGAACGAACGAAGGGAAGAAAGAUGUUUCCCGAAGAAGUUAGAGAAUCGAGUGCUAGACUAAAAACAAAACCCUUUUUUUAAGCAGGAACACGCAUCAUUAUCGUCAUCGUCACAUCAUUAUGGUAUUAUAUUGUUAAAAAACAAUUGUCAAUCGAGGUCGAUCGGAGCUAAUGAGGAGGCAAACAUCAGAACCGUGUAGCAUUUGACGUGUGUGUUUAAGAGUGCGUUCAAGGAAGACAUUUCGUCAGUGCUGUGGGUGAUUAGAAAAAAAAUGCCUCCUUUGUUGUUUCUGUGAGCCAAAAGCGCGUGGACAAGUCAUAGAUAGCGUUAGGGUAAAUUCCCCCCUGGUUGCCAAAUAGUAAGAAAACAAUACAACAAGUGAGAUGAAAAGAGAAAACAUCUAAAAUAUGGUGAGUGGUGUUUUUUUGGUGGCAUUGAGCUUGUCCGAUUAACUAUGAUAUCGAGAGCUGUAGCAGUCUAGAAGUCUAAUAAUUUGCAUAGAAUUCGCGUGGAACGAAAACAGCGCGGAAGCAUUCUUUAAAUGAUCGCAGAUUGAAAAACUCGCGAAAAAAGGGGAGGGGGAGACAGAACAAAUGAACUAAAUUCUUUCUAUCUUAAAAUUUAGCCGAUAUUCGACAGUGCAAAGUUUUCCCUUUAUUACUACUUUUCAACAAAAAAAGCCUACUUUUCCUUUCCAAAAUUCGGAGAAAACGUUUCCCUUUUCCAAUGAAUGGUAACAUUCGCAAAGAAGAACAUUGGAUCACCUGUUGUUCCUAUUUUUAGAGUUUUUUUUCUGUCUCCUGCUCCCUUUGCCUUUGGCGAACGACACUGGAAAACAAAAUCGUCGUUAACAAAGGAUGCACAGAUGCAGAUAAAGGGCCGAACGACGAUGAAGAACUACUGCUGCAGCAACUGCAGCAGCUUUCGUCACGGCGAAAGGCUCGUACAUAGGUUGAAUAGGGACACGCAGCAGCAAGGAAAAGGUCAAUCGCGAACACUCGGUGUAGGGCAGAGCAGUAAAAGCAGGAAAAGUGGGAUAGAAAGCAACCUUCCGAUGGAGUAGAGAGAUGUGUGUUUCGAAACCUGGGUGGCUAGUCUGGCAAUAAAAAAAAGAGGACACACGUAGUGCUGCUACUAGAUGUGUGGUAGUGUGGAGAGCGGGGUCAACGACGAUAAUGAUCAACGAAACUAUCGAAAAUAUUGGCAGCCAGCACAAUCAAGCAGCAGCUAUGAACAACCAAGAGUACGAAGGCAGACACGCUCGGGAGACGGACGACCAUCAAUCCAUCAGCAGCAGCGUAACAAAAAAGAAACUAGUUUUCUUCGUUUCGCGCUGGUGUUGGUGAGGUCUCGUUGAUGGUGUCGUGUAGUCGUGCUGUGUGUCUGCAUUCAGUACGAGUGAGCAGCUGCUCGUGCAUUGGUGUUUACGUCCAUCUUGAACCGAUGUACGCUGUCUGUACGUGAGCAGAAUAAAAUCCAACCGAACAUUUGUUUUUGUUCGUCGUCUUCUUUCGAUGUUCGGUGUUUUCUUGCUGGUAGUUUUGCUUCAGUGGUUUUUUUUCUACCCCCUUAUUGUUUCUUCAUCCUUAAGCUGGCUGGUGUCUACCGAAACGGGUUUUUCUCGAUUCGGUUGUCUCGUAGACCAGUUUUGCUUGCCUACUACGGUUGGUGCCUACGUGACCGCGUACGCAUUUGUGUAGGUGUUUCAAUAGUUAUUCAAGCAGUCAACAGACAUGAAAAAUGGUCUAAUGGCUACUCUAAUCCGCCUACAUUCAGCGUACGGUCGGUUUUUACGAUUGUUUUUCCAUCCAACAUUUGCGUAGAAACUGAACCCCGUGACGCACAAUACACCAACAACAGCAGCGUUCGGGGUCGUCGUCGUAAAGCGAAAUUUGCAACACACCGAAGUUGGUAACCGUCAGUCAGUAGCCAAGUGGGUUGUUGUAUAAGCCAGACGAACCAACGAAAAACAGCAAAACGGCAACGUUGCAAAUAAUGACUGGUUAGCGUUUCCUAUGUUCAGUAGACAACUUCACGAAUCGGCUGCUACCAUGCUCUGUAAGCCUCGUCAUCUGGCUCACGGUUAGAUGAUAAACGAUUCGCGAGCAUGAGUCAUUUGCCGAAAACUUAAAAAAAAACAAAAGAACACCAGACAGCCCCCUGCAUCGAAAAACGUCAGAUGAAAAAAAAAAAUGGUUGCGAAACAUGCAUAUAUCUCAGCAAGCUUUGCUUUUUAGAAACACUCUACCGAGGGACUGCCCUUUUCCCGAGAAAAAACAAAAACUUAACGAAGACAAAACAUCCCGUUUAGUCGAAAUUCAGUAAAUAGAAAACCUACUUCAAUCGAUCGGGUUGAGGCAGUUAGGAAUCAUAUAAACAAAACACAAAGACCCACCGUCCAAAAGAAAAACUAUACAUUUGUGUAUAGUCUUGCACAGUUUAGGAAAAACCGAACGCAAAGAAGAAGAAGAACCAAGAAAGCUAGGAACCUAACGUGCGGCGUGGAACAAACAAUAUACAUUAUAUGUAUACUCGAUAGUUUUUUUCCGUGUUCGUUUCGAAUUUUAAGGAAAACAACACAUCAAGAAUCGUUGAUAAUCUCCCCUUUUACUAGUACAGAAACCAAUCAACAACAACCAACAACUGAGGAAGAAGAGUAAGGAUUAGGUUCAACUUCCCGAAAUUAUUUUUCCGUGUAUGCGUGUGUGUGCUUGAAUGAAACUAAUAGCUUUUGUCGCGACAGCUUUGUUUGUGUGAGUAUAUUAGAAAGUGGGCUAACUGAUGAGCAGUUUUUGAGAUGUUUUUGGCGACAGUGUAAUCGAGUGUGCUUGAGAGCGUAUCGAUGGGACUGAGCGAUUGCGUGUUUUUUUUGCGUUGUGACGAUUGAGGUUAUGAAUGGCGAAACGGUACAAAGUCAUCUAUAUUGUGUCAAUUUUUAAAAAAAAUAUAUAGCUCUUAAUUGAUCCAGCAGCGGUUGCGCGCACACGUUGGAGAAAUCAUAUUUCUUCCGCGUUUGCGGCAAACGCAGCAGCACCACAUCGAGGCAGAUGUGUAUUAGAUGAGGUGUAUGCGCGAAAACAAGCUAAAACUAUAAAAAAAUCCAACUGUACGACGAUCUCACUUUGUUGAAAGCAGAAGCGAAUAGUUACGACGACGACGACGACGACGACUUGGUCGACGGCUUGGCAUCAUCAAAGCAUCAUGGCGGUAACGUCGAAACGAGAAACGCUAGUAGUGAAACAGGGAAGAGGUAGUGAUUAAUUUGAAUGAUACAGAGCUACGCGAGCGUGAUUUCCUAGUUGCUAACCGACAGCUCAGUUCAGCUCGAUGUGCGGUAGCUAGCAAUCUAACUUUUUUUUAGCGAAAUGGAGAGCUUGGUAGCGAAUCUCUAACCAACAAGCAGAUUGGCAAACUUUUCACUUCACAGCCGUCGUUCGUUCGUUGGUUGGUGCUCUCAAAUUGGGGGUGCCUCAGCUCUACCUUCGCUCGCUCUGGGCUGUAGGAAAAAUGUUAGGAAACAUGUCGAAACAUGUCGGUGGUACUCCAGCAGACAAUGAGCUCACCGCAGCUCCGCACCGCGAUAGCCAUAUUGGUUGGAAGUCGGCCGCUUGCAAAAACUGGUUUGUCCCUACGAAAGGCAACACUAAUCUUUCACCAACUGCAGCUGUAGUCGGACUGUAGCUGUUUGCUUUAAUUAACAAGGAAAUCUACGGAAAUCGUGCACCGCUUUUCACUGAUUACACUGGGAAAAGCGAGCGCCGACACCGAAACUAGGUACCUAAACCUACCUGGCUAGGCUCGUUGAAUUAUCGAUUUCUCCUGCUCGGUCGGCGGUGAUUGUGAAAAGUUGUUGUGACGCCUUAUUUGGAGCAGAAGCCAGAAACUGACUGUGCGAUCGUUGAUAACCGCAGACCACAGUGCGGACGAAUUUUGGUGCUGGUUUUCCGUACCAACUUAUGUUCCGACGACUUUCUAGGGUUUUUAGCUCACCGUUACUAAAUUUAGGCUCUUUGGGAAGCUUUCCGAAAGAUUUUUUUUUCUUAUUUUUUGGUUGAAAAUAUACGGCGACCGUGAAAAAAAAUCGACGGACGUAGAAAAUUUCGGUUCGAAAAACAUUCGAUUAAAAAUGUUUGAAAACCGACAAAACUUUCGAUGAACAAAAUUUAUUUGGAAUAAAAAAUUUUUUAAAAAAAUAUUUGGCGACCGUGAGAAGUGUCGCCGAACAAAACUAUUAUAAAAUGAAAUAUUUUUCAUUGAAAUAUAUUUGGCCACCGUGAAAAUUUCGACAAACUAAAUAAAUUUUAAAGGCAGCCAUGUUAAAUUUUAUCAAAGCAAUUUUUUUUUUGUUAAUUAUUUGGCGACCGUGAAAAAUAUCAAUGAAAUAAAAAAAAACGAUUAAAAUUUUCCUAACUAGAAUAUACAUAAAUGGCGACCAUGAGAAACUUUGAUAAACAAAAGGAAUAUCAAUUUAAAACAAAAAAAAAAGUAUUCAAAAUUAUAUGGCGACCGUGAAAAAUUUCGAAAAAAAAAAACAUUAAUUUUGAAUUUUUCUUGGAAAAUGAAUUGGCGAUCGUUACAAACUUUCGUCGAAUUGAAAAAUUUCGUUGAACAAUAGUAUAACGGUUGUAAUUAUUUCCAUUGAAAUUUAUUAGGCGACCGUGAAAAAUUUCGACGAAGCCAACCAAAAAGUUGUUCAAAAUUUUUGUUUAUUGAAAAGUAUAUGGCGACCGUGAAAAACGUUUGUGAAGUCAUAAAAAAUGAACCAAAAAUCAAGGUUAAAUCAAUUUCUCUCAUUGAAAUUUGUAUGGCGACCGUGAUUUUUUUUGUCGAACCGCCUAAAUUCGGAUAAAAAACGAAAAAAAUCAGCACAAACAUUAUUUGGCGUCCGUGAAAAACUGAGUCGUACCAAAAAGAUUUUGUUUUAAACAAAUUUAAAUUAGGAGCUGGUUAAUAAAAUUAUGAUUUCACAAAUUGAUCCAGCUACUGUAACAGCUGCUGCUAAAAGUAUAUGGCGACCGUGAAAAAUUUCGAAAAAAGAAGAAUAAUUUGAAAUUUUUCUUGGAAAAUUUAUCGCGAUUGUUAUAAACCUUCGUCGAAUUGAAAAAUUUCGUUAAAUAAUUGCAUAACGGUUGUAAUUAUUUACAUUGAAAUUUAUUAGGCGACCGUGAAAAAUUCCGACGAAGCAAACCUAAAAGUUGUUAAAAAAUUUUGUCAAGUCAUAAGAAAUGAACCAAAACUUAAGGUUGAACUAAUUCCUCUGAUUGAAAUUUGUAUGGCGACCGUGAAUUUUUUUUUUAUCCAAAUGCCUAAAAUCGUUUUGAAAAAUUGUUGAAAAUUGUAAAUCAGUACAAACAUUAUUUGGCGCCCGUGAAAUACUGCAUCGUACCGAAAAGAGUUUGCUGUAAACGAAUUUAAAUUCGUGACAGGAGUUGGCUGACAAAAUAAUGUUUUCCCAAAUUGAUCCAGCUACUGUAACAGCUGCUGCUACUCCCCAAAAACUUGACGUUUAACCAGCCAGCCAGCCAGCUUCCAAUUCGACCAUGAGACCAUAUUUGUCUCAUCCUUGAGAGACGGCGACUCUUUCGAAAACAAGAGAAUUAGACUUUCAAAUUACCUACGUUUCCAACCUCUUUUUUGUUGGUUCUCUUUUAAGGUGGAACAGGGUGGCACGCACAAUUUUGCGAAAUGGAACAACAACAAAAAAUCAUAAAUUGCAAUCGCUUUUUCACCGUUUUCGAUUGCCCAAAAGAGAGUUUCAACUGUUGCAGACAGGCAAAAAAAAAAAAAAACAAAAUGAAGAUGGCGAAUUUUGCAGCUGCCAUCAUCACCGUCGUCAACUUUUUCUGCUGUUUUUUUUCUCUUGCGAUGCGUUUAACCGCAUUAAAGAUUGGAUGAAAUUUGCAUUUUGUUAUCAUUCAGUAAAAGAAAGAAAAAAAAUCGAGCCGUUAACACUAAUGGAGCGAACAAUUUUAUUCGAUCGAGAACCCACUGUAGAUGGGUCUCGUCGAUUGUUUUGCGUCGACUCCCAGUGGAAAUUUACUCGUUGUUUGGCGCAGUGAACUUUUUUUUUCUUCUGCUAGUUGCUUUCACAAACAGCAACGUUGAGUGUUGUGUGAAUGUUAUCAGUAUGUUUUCGUUGCUGUCUCAAAAACGUCUGCGCUAUCUGCUGUUACAACGCUCAGAGCACCACGUUGUUUGUUUGAUUGUUCGUUCGCGAAGUUUGCUUUCGCGCGAUGUCGUCAGCAGCCAUGGCUGUCGGAAACAUAUUUUUAAAAUAAUUUAGUAAUCGAGUUCUAAAUUAUUUUUUAUUGAUAAUUAAAUUGAUGGGGAUGUAAAUUGAAAUGAGUCGAUUGAUAAGUUAGAGCAGAUUGCCGCUUAUAGUCGUACAAAUGUGUAGGGCUACGUGACGUCAAUCGACUACGAAUUUGAGCCUCGAUGAAACCGAGCGUGAGAAACGUCGAGCUCGACCGAUAAUGACGCUGAGAGAACACAAACACAAAGUCGCCCAUCCAUACGUAACAGAACGUUCUCGUGACUGCGUAGUAAGAUCACUAUCAAAACCCUUCAACAGAUUAGAGAGAAGGCUCUUCUUGUCUGAAAGUUGGAAGAAAAACAACUGUCAAAAGCGCCAUCUUGAAUUCUGAAAAGCGCACAUCAUCUCAACCAAAAAAAAAAAAAACAAAAAUGGCUUUUUCGGGAACCUUCCUGAUGCGCAAUAGAACUGGAGAAACCUGCGAUGUGGAUGGAUAAUCGUCUUACCGAGGAGAGGUUUCCAAGUAUGUAGCCAGCCAGAAAGCUAAAACCGACAAACGGCGUCGUAAUCAAAUCCCAGCCCAAAGUCAGCUCAAAGUCAGCGAUCGUUCGCCCUGUGUUUUACUUUACUUAGCGUUUCCCGACUUUUUGGCUUCUGCCAUCGAUUCAUGCCAGGCGCUCGUUCUCGUUCGUCGUCUCGCGCUGCUUCAAAAUAAACAAAUUACACCAACUUGUAUAAUAUUCUAGAACCUGUGAUGACUUUCUUUAUUUUUACGUUUUUACGCUACUCUACGUAGAAACGAUACGUUAAAUAAACUUAGGUUUACUUUUGUACCACUCUCUUUGUAAAUAGCAAAUCUUCCUCCUAGCGGGCUCGGGAAAAGAUAGACAAUUUCAACUGAUCCAUCAUAGUCAUUAGAUAACGCGAAAAAAACUACUUAAAUUUGGCUGCUUCUUUGAAAGAUUAGAAUAAAAAUUGAUGAACAAAAUUCAAAAUUGCUGCGCCCCUUUUUCGAAAGGUGUGAUUUCGAUUGGCACUAUCUUUUCCAAGGCGUGUCUAAAGUGUACAUUUAUCAUUGCAAAAUAUAUAUCAUAAAUUCCAGACUUUGUGCCCGAGCGCGCGUGUUUUCGAGACCGAUUGGUGUUGUGCGUGAGAGAUUGUGAUGAGUUUUAACCUGGCUCAAUGAGUGGAUGCGUGUCUUUUCGAGAGCAAAAAAAAAACAGAGUACGACGACCGUGGCGCGAAAGAAUAGCGACCUUUGUUUAGUUGAUCAAAUUGUAACACCCUGUAGGCUUUAGGUUUUUGAUAAGUUUAUAUUAGGUAUGUAAAUGUUUUCAAAACAAAACAAACAAAUAAAACUGAGAACAGUGGAAAAAGCAGACGAAAGGUACGAAAAACAACCGGAGAGAUACCAGAUUAUAGAAAUUCGUUAAUUUACUAACGACUGCCAUUUUAAGCAUAGUGAAAAACAAACUAUUUAGCCCACCCUAGCCCAUACUGGAUGAGGUGGGCGUGAGUUAUACAUAGAAAAAAAGUACCCAAAAUAACACGGAAAGAAGGGAACGAAUUUUAACCUUUUGUUUUACGUUUUUGUACAUACAUAUUGACAUUUUUACGAGAUGGUAAUAACAAACUGACACAAACAAACAAAGAAACUCACACAUAUACAAACAAACAACAAACAGAAGAGAACGAACGAACAAAUUUGAAUCAAUCAUCAACCAUUUUGCGGGUGGACCCUCGAUCGAGAAGAAUCAAUACCAACACGAGUCAUUUCGACGAGGUGCUUCAACACCCCCACCAUCCCAAAAGACGACAGAACAUCAACAUCAGCCCUUAGCCGGCUCGCCCAUUUAUCGGAAAAAUUUUCGGAACCUCGUGUGGCGGUGCGAAUCCGGAGCGGAGAUUUUUUAAACAACCUUUCGGAACGUUUGUCUAAAUUUUUUUAAAUAAAUGAUUUCAAAUUAUUUGGCGACCGUGAAAAAUUUCCUCUAAUCAAAUACGAUUCAGCUUCGAAAAUAUUUCGGUUGGAAAAUGCUUGGCGACCGUGAGAAAUUUCGACGAUCUCAAUCAUUUUCACUUUGAAAAUAUUUCGAUUGGAAACUGUUUGGCGACCGUGAAAAAUUUUGACGAUCAAAAAUUAAUUUUGAUUAUAAAAUAUUUAGAUUACAAAAUAUAUGUUUGGCGACCGUUAAAUUUGUAACUGAGUCUAAAUCAAUUUCGCCUCGAAAAAUUUGGAUUGGAAAGUAUUUGGCGACCGUAAAAAAAUUUUCCGAAUCAAACAAAUUUUAAAUUUGAUACUAGUUUUUAACAAAAAAAAAUAUUUCGAUUGGAAUCUGUUUGGCGACCGUGAAAAAUUUUGACGAUCAAAAAUUAAGUUUUAUUUAAAAAAAAAAUGUUUGGCGACCGUUAAAUUUGUAGCUGAAUCAAACUCAAUUUCGCCUUGAAAAAUUUGGAUUGGAGAGUAUUUGGCGACCGUAAACAUUUUUAACGAACCAAACUAAUUUUGAAUUUGGUACUAGUUUUUUAACAAAUCAUAAAAAUCAAGUAAUAUAAUAUUUCCUUCAAAAUUUCCCUCGAUCCAAUUAAAGCAGAUUUUAAUCUUCGAUAAGAUUUUCUUAAUUAAAUUCUUCCCUUAGUAAAAAGAAAUUCUUCAAACUUCCAUUUCAAACGCUAUCAACGAAAUGUCAAACGUUCCGUAAAGCUUGAUUCUCUUCCACCGAGAUUCGUACCCGGUUCGACGGGUUAACUUUUUUUUUGAUUAAGUUUUUUUUUCGUUUUUAAACAGUCAUAGAUUUGCUAGAGAUGCACAAAACUCUAUGGAACAAAUCAAACUAACAAACUAGGAUUCAAACUGUGAUCUGUGAUCGUGACGAGCUUUGCCAAAAAAAUCAACAACUGAGUAGUCUCUUACAAUUUUUUUUUUUUUGAAAGAUGAACGUUUGGAUUUUUCAUCUAAAUUGUUGACAUUUUUCCAGAGUAAAAUCUAAGUUAAUUCAAAUUUAAAAGCGCAACAAAAAUAAGCCUCUAAACAUUUUUUUAAAAUUUUUAAUUAAUUUCAAAAUUUAUAUUCCUUUUUUUUAACAUUUAUUUACAUUUUUUGGAGUGUAAAAAAUACACUCUCAGCAACUUUUAGUCAAAUUUUGUAAAUUUCUAAUCACGCAAUCAAAAUUAAAAUGAUUCAAACUGACUCACCUUUUUCGGGGUACACGGAUUUUAUGAGGUUUUCUCGGAACCGACAAAAAAUGGGCUCUUUCUUUCGGUUCAGGAAGUCGUCAUUCGGCCAUUAAAAUGAUAACAUUUAAAAUGGGGAAGCAAAUCUAGCAUCUGAAUGUUGUUCACCUGACAAGGUGUUUUACCUUUCAAAAUUUUAUCACCGUUCAUUUUUAUGGCUGCCUCUUUUAUAACUUCCUUUGGAAUGAAAGUCAGUUCUAGUUUUUUUUCUUCAAAUGCUACUCCAUAAAUUGUAAAAGUAAAACGUGUCAUUGGGACGAUUUUAUUUGAAAUUUCUAAUUCCUGCUUAAGGGGCAUUGAACGACACUCAGUUUGUAAGGAUUUUAAUUCAACAAUCUAUUUACAAUUAGAAAAAAAACUUAUCAAAGUUUUAAUCCUGUUAGGAUUUUAACAGAUAAUUUUUCCACUAAUGUAAAAAAAAAGUUACAACCAAUCGUCACGAUCUACAUUUUUGCUUUGGCAAGGGACGUUCGGUCCCUUUCCGAUCGAAACCAUACGAAACUUGCCGCCGCCGGCAAGCUUUAAUCUGUGAUUUAACAACACAACAACAAAACACCCAGAUAAUUGCACUUUAAAUCGCAACUGGCAACCGCCAAUAUAUUUUCCGUAGUAGUUAUGAAUACGUUUUUAAUGAAAAAAAGGACGUUUUUUCCGACGACAAACAACCACACCUAAUUAGGGAAGAAAAAGAGAGAGUUAACCGGACGAACUGACACUGUAAGUGAACUUUUUCAAAAAGGGUGCAACAACAAAACAUACGAGAUGGUAGUUCAUAGGGUUACGAAAUGAUACAAUUUUUUUAGAGGUAAAUCAUAAGGCGCGGGAGAUUGAUUAUUUUCCGGUACCUGGGCUAUGCGUGAAAGUGAUUUAGCUGCUAUUUGAAGAGAGAGAGAGAGAAAGCGCAGGCGUUAAUUAUUAGGAGAGCAGUAAGCGAAGAUCGAGAGAGAAGGAAGCAGAAAGCGGUAUAUCGAAAUCGUGAUAUUUUAAAGUCAUACUUAUUAAUUUAAGGUCGUUUUUUGCAAUCCAUGCGUAAAGCAGCAUUAGGAGAGAAGAAGAGUUGGGAAGGAGGGAAGAGAUCUCGUUUUAAAUAACAAACAAACAAAAAACCCACGUAUACAUCUAUAUACUAUUUGUAUCAUAAACAAAAGUCAAUCGAGUUGAUUUAACAACGCCAACCACCACCUAUGUAUAAAAGUGAGAAAAAAAAAAUGGAAAUUUACUACGAUGGCAACAAUAAACCCUGAAAAGUCUGAGAAAGUUUAGUUAUUUCGUUUACAUUAUCCUUUCACGAUAGGAAAAGAGUCAUUGAGAAGAACGCAAAAAUGCGAGAGGCAGAGCGCUUAAGGGAUGAGCUAGAAGAAGGCAAAUUUGUUGUGAUUAAUAAAAUAACUGAUUAGUAGAGAUAGAACAAAAUGAUGACCCACAAGAACGCUUAAUGAAUACAAUUGAAUGUGAUAAUAUAUAUUUUUAUACAUUUGGAAACACACAAAUGCGAGCAAAAUAACCAUGAAACCGGAAGAAAUCUGAAACGACAAAUUUCAAAACAGAAAGAGUGUCGAACAAAACUUCAAACAACUUCAUUGCUUAAUUUUAAGUCAUCAAAUCAAGAUUCCUUUAACCACCACCAACAUUAAACAAUACAUCGUUAGGCAGUGAAGCAUUUACGCAUAGAGAGGUUAUUAUCCAUUAGAUGAUAAAAAAAAACAACAAGAGAACCUGAGAACACUCUAAGAAAAAUAAUAUCUAACACACAAAAAACACCUGGACUAAGAAGAGACCCCUAGGGGACUCCCCUUAGAAAGCAUCAUUAUCCGCUAUUUUUUCGGUUCGCCGAAAGGAUGUAAACCUGAUUGUGAUCGUUAAACAAACAAAAUGCGAAUGUGUACUAGAGCUACCUUUUUAUAUAUCAUCGAAAGAGAAAAAAAGCGAGAGAGAAUUAAGAGAAACAACCUUAACAUAUUUAUAAAAAAAUACUAUCACAUUCAUUGAUAUUUUACUAGUUAUCAUUUUAAAAAUAAGAUCCACAAGAACAAAAAACCAAAGCAUCGUGAAUUAUUGAAGUGUAAUGCAGUAAACAAACAACCGAACCAAAGUCGACAUGGAUCACGGAUCAUUUGCUUUUACCCCUGCCUGGCUGGUUUUUCUUUUACUCGUGUCGCGUCGUAGUUUUCUCAACUUGGCGAAUGGAAAUCGGAGUUAAUCGUGACGGUUUCGUCUCGUAGUCGUGAUUUCUCGGUUCGCUGUCGGCGGAGGAGAUAAAUGAAUUGUGACGUUCCUCCCCCCUUCAUUCUCCUGCACGCUAAAAACGAUUUACUCUCUAGUGUGUUGGCGAAAAUUUGCUAUAGAUUUUUCUUUUUUCAGCGUCUUUCUCCUAUUUUCUUGAAGCUGCCGAAGCUAACGUUCAAAGCAUAAUAUUCCCUUUAAUGGUCGCGCUGAGCUCGUUUACGUUUCAUGUUCGACGUGCGGAUCAGUGUCAAUCACGUCAAGCGAAAGGGCUCGCUUUUUGCCUAGAUUUAAUCACCGAUUCGUCACGUUGCAAUUUAACGUGUAGCGCUGUCUCGCGUGAGACGGACGAAAUCGGUGUCACUGUACUGCUUUUUCCCCACUUGAAGUUGGGAUUGUUGAAGAAAUUUGUUCCAACUUACCAUAGCCGACUUCUACGUCGAGCUUGUUUCAAUUUACUCAUUGAAAAAUUGCAAUUUAAACUAUUAAUAUUUCUAAGAGAAAACCGUUAAAAUUUUGUGCUAUGAUUGUAAAAAAAAAUACAUAGGCUUACCAGUAAAUCCGACGGCCUAUGUUCGUGAAAGGACUAGUCAAUUUAGAUUUAUACUUAAAAUUCAGUUCUGUGAUAAUUUUUAACGACAAUACUUCCAAUAACCUUUUGAAAAGUGACACCUGUUUCCCCUCUCAGUUCGGGAAAGGGAUCGGGGGUAAAAGCAAAUCCAACAGUCCAUUUCCGGCUUAGUAGAUCAAUUUCAGGCACCGAAAAGUCAACCCAGUGGUGCCCCCAAAAAGGAUCAAAAACUGUAGUGAUACUUGCUCUUUUUUGUUGAGAAACCUCGUGCAAAUUCGAACUGCAUUGAGUUGAAAAAAACAAAUCGAAAAAAUAAAAAGUCUAUUCACAAUCCAAAACCGAGCUUCGGCGAAAGGCCUUUCCAUGGCAGUGUGAAAAGGCUUUUCGAGUGAUGGAUAGCGUUAGAGCAAAGCAAACAAAAACAUGACUGAUGAUAGUUGAGGGGUGGAAAAUAUUGUUUUAGAUAUUUUUUACCUCGAACCGCACUACUCUAGGAUGUAUUUCUACUUGAAGCAGCAGAAUCAGGACGCGUGAGUGAAUAUAGGUGGUAGUGUAAGAUUUUGGAAUAAAUAUUUACACGGAUGUGAUGCUGAAAAAAACCCCAACCGUUUGGGCAGCGAGAAUCAAGAUUUGAAACAAAAGAAAAAAAAUCUGCCAACUGUGAAUGCUGAAGCUAAAAGUAAUCAAAAAAUUACCAUAAACGUGAUCUAAUUCGUAAAACCAAAAAAAAAAAAAACAAUGGAAAAAACAAGAUUUAGAUUCGAUUGGCAAAGCACCCAGAUGAAUAGGUUGCAAACGAACGGUAGGCGAAAAAUCAUAAGACUUUAACAUGAUAAAACGUACAAAUUACUACUAGUAACUCGUUUUUAUAUAGACACCAUCAUAUAUAAGCCAAGAGGUACUGAUUUGAUUACACAGAAAUCGAGUCGGAGGAGGAAAACAGACAACAGCGCAACUACCGAACAGAAAACAGAACAAAUGUUGGGAAGGUUUAAGUCACGCAACUAGUUACUUACUUAUCCGGGUUUCCGCUUAUUUUUUUAUUAUUGCGCGCAAAGAAGCUCGAUCGAGCUCGAUCACGCAUUAUGGAAGUUGGUGGCUACCGAUUCCAUUGAAUUCGAUUACGAAACGAUGGUCCCUUGGAAGUUUGUGGUGCGAAAACCGUCGAGUAGAAAAAAAAUAUUCUAACAGAAGCCAUUUAGAGAUGGUUACUGAUCCAAAUUCUGACACUCGGGCAGAGAGUUGAAAUGUGGAUCAGUGGCAAACUUUAUAUGUCCUGUUUUACAAUAUUUUUCUACCGAUUUCAAUUUAAAAAAUUUGGACUUCUCAAAGCUCGUUGAGGUCUUUUUCUCAGAUUUCUAAUUUCAUCCUAAAUUUGAUCAUUCCCUGGAAGCUUUUAGAGACAUGAGCGUUUUCUGGAGAUGUCACGAAUAUUUGACCGAAACAUUUCAAACCAUUUGGGUCUGUCGAUUCCGUUGAACAUGGGAAAGAUAAGAGCCCCCUGGGAGAAAACUCGUGAUACACUACACGGGUAAGGUUUUCUGUUGUUUUGGUGCCCGCAUUUGCGACUGAUAGAAACCAGCAUCUGCUUAUUGGCCUGACCAGGCUGGAAAAGGGUGAGGAAACCCCUCGCGGAUUGAGCCAAAACAGGUUCGACAACUUUUUCGGUCAACUUUUUUUUCUGCUUCUUUCCAUUCGAAACGAGCCCUCCAUCAUCAACAUCGAGGGCUGUGGGCGAUCGUUGCCUCGCUUGUGAGUUGUUUUGUUGUUUUUUCCCAAGCAGAACUGGUUUCUGCUCUUCUUGGAGACUUGUUGUUUUUUUGCUACGCGCUGGUUUACAACACAACAUCGGGUGAGACAACCCAUCGUUCGUGGUAGUAGCUGGCGAAAGGGAGUGCCUACAAUCCCCGGGCAUGAAACGAGGGCGACCAUUUUAAUGAUACCUGUGACCGAAUCGAUCUCUCGAAGUUGAAACCUUUCGGUGAACUUUCGGAUCGGAUUGGUUUUGGAAUCAAAACAUUCAGAUUUUUUUUGUCACGGUCGCCAUGCAAAGUUUUUAAAUUAGUCAUUCAAUUCUUCUUACAAACAACUCAGAUACUACAAAAAAAAUAAAACAAUUUUUUCAUGUUUUUACAAUCAUCGCUUCACUAGAAAAGUUCAGUAGAAGUUGCGUGACUUAGAAUCCGGUUUUCUGGCAACACUUCCACACGUUUCCUCAUGAAAAUUGUUUUCCGCGAUAAGAGAGCAAAAGAGAAUGAGAGAAAAUGUUCGAAUAUUUAUCAUAGAGCAUUGGAAUCUUUCUGAAAGAUCGAGUGAAGUACAACCCUAGGAGAGGACAUCUUAUGAUAACGCGUUUUGGAUUAGGAAUACUCUUUUACAAAAUAAAAUUAAUAAAAAAAAAUGCCAAUGCCAAUAAAGACAGCAUAAGGAUAGGCUCGUGAGCAGCUUUUGUUUUUGCUCGAUAUGUAAGUUUUUUAGAUAGUUUUUCAGAUACUUCCGUGCAGCAAACACAAACAAAGGAAAAAACAAAAACAAACAAACAAAAAAAAAAACAAAGGCACAUUUAAUUCUCAUGUCGUUAGCGAUAGAAUAAACAAUACGAAAAGAAUGCAAACUCUGAAUGUACAAAUUUUAUUACUAUUUUAACGGAACAAAGUGAGAACACAAAACAAAACCUUUGAAAAAAAAACCGAAAUAAUGAUUCUCAUCCAAAUUAUGAAACAUAUGAAAUACACGAAAGCUAAAAAUAACAAAAACAAAAACUGACAAACUGAAUACUAAUUAAGAGAAACUAUUCAAACUGUGAUUUAGUAAGAGAAUGAAAUAACAAACCAGAAAGAAAGCAGACGAAUAUUUAUAACAAAAACAAAAACAGAUAGUUGAAGAAAAAAAACUACUGACCGAGCGAGAACGAGAGCGACACAAAUCGCAAAAAAGAGUAAUCACUGCAUUGGUUUUUUCGAUGAAAAAGAGAAAACACUUAUUUUAUUAAGCAACACAACAAAUUACCGAAAUGUUAAACAUGAGUUAAUGCUAAAAUGUGUGUGUGUGGAACAGCUUAAACACAAAUUCAAACAUUAACAGAAAUGUGGUAAAAAUCACGAGUAGCUUUUAAGAGAAAGAGAGAGAGAGGGAAAUGCAAAAUGGAGAUGAAGUUUAGUGAAGAACGCAGAAGAAAAAACAACCCACGAACAACCAACCAACCAUGUGUAAAUAUUCUAACGUUCGACAAAAAUGUUAUAUAUGUGUAUAGAAAUGUAAAAUAAAACAAAAAAAAAUCUACCUACUGACGCGAAAUGUUAAAUUUCGGAAAACAAUACCAUCAAAAAGAGAGUGAACGUUUCCGAGAAAAAAUAUUUCAACUCAAUUCCGGGAGAGCUCUCCCGAAAACUUUUCUAUCGUUGAAUUUCUCCCCAAAUCAUGAGAGUGUGUGCUCACGGUGAGUGUUCGUUUUUUUUUGUUGGAGAAGAAAUCCUUCGUCGAGCCCUGGCCGGUUUGCCCCGAGUUGAGUGUGUCCACGUUUUCGCUGGAAUUUCGAUUUCAAAAGGGGUUCCAAUCGGGCAGGGGUGUUGUUGGAAGGAGGAUGAGUGCUACCCUAGGUUUUGAAAUUUGGCACCUUUAAAAUAAUAGGCUAUAUGUAAUAGGAUGUACUAUUUUUUUUUACAAAAAGACCCCGCGCUUAAAUCGUUUACUAGUUUUUAACGGCCAGUAACUAUUCGCUAAACUACUGGUGGCAUGUGCGUGUGUGUUUGAGACUUGGGUUUGGAGGGCGUUUCGGGAUUGAGUUGAGAUUUUGGGGUCGGAAACCAGUCGUAGGUGAGUGAUUUUGAGGAUAACAAAUACGUUGAAGAAGUAACAAAAAAAAACUAUGACAAUGGAAACAAUAACAUAAAGAAAAUUGCAGUAUUUUUUUGUAAUAAAAAAAGCAAAGUGAAAAAUAAAAAAUGAACUGAAAAAUUGUACAAAAAGAGAGAAAAAAAUUUUAUAAGAAAAACGCACCAGAAAAAAUAGUUAUCAAAAAAAGUUGUUGAAGCAUUUAUAUACGUAAUGUAAAUUUAUAGAAUCUAUAGUUUUUAUUAUUUAAUAAAAGUACUAAAGAGAAAGCAGGUGAGAUCGACCUGAAAUUAUUUCUGUGUAUAAAAAUGCAAGAUACAAAAACCAACAAAACUAUAUAAAAGAGAACCAAGCAAACGGUAAAUGAACACCUGAGGAGAAAAGGAAAAUAAUCUAGAGAAAAACUCUGUGUAUAUGUAUAAUGUAAAUUUCGUGCGGAUAAGGGGCUCAUGUAGAUUGUUUCGUUAUGAUUUCUAAUUUAUUUUCCUAAUUUCGAUUGGAACCAAAAUUGCUUAACUGAAACGGUAAUUGAGAAAUGCAAAUGACUUUUCAUGGCAACAGAGGCAGAGCAAAAACUUGUUUUCGAAAAAACAACCUAAACGAUAAUCGUAACGUAGGAAGGAGUGAUAGCCACCAGAAACAAAAAAAAAUCAAAAGAUUCGACGCCAUAUUGAUUGGUGUUUGCUCGCUUGAUUGCUAAUGUGCUACACUGAGAAAAAAACUACCGUACUUGAUUCGCUUCUUGGAACAUCAAACAGCCAGCAGUCAGUCAUUAACGUCAUCGAUAUAUGCGAAAGUAUGUGUUCAAGACAGUAGAUGACUCACUCGCUCGUCCAUUCGGCACCAAUAAAACUUUUGAUGGUGAACCGAGGGCGUCCAUUUUUUUGCAACCAUCAUGAAACUCAUAACCAUCAACAAGCAAAAAGUAUCGGUAUCGUCUACUAGUUACUUUACCGCAUAUCGCUUUGAACGAGCGAGUGAGUCGAUGGCGCAUUAGUCGGGAGAGGAAACACUUAAAACACGUUAAAAAAAGCUAACAAUGAAAAAAUAAUUAUGCAUACGCACCGAUUAAACCGAACUGAAAAACAAAAGAUUCCAUACAAUUCAAUCGUAGUCGCUUGCCAGCAGCAUUAGAGAGGAUUCAUCUCUGGUCUUUGUUACAAAAUAUGCAAAACAAAAAAAUGUAAAACGAUUUGCGAGUGUAACCUACACACUAACAAAAGAGAGGGAGAUAAAAAAAGAAGAAACAAUCGUAAAAAUGAAAAUUUAAUACCCCCAAUAGCCUAUUGUUUAGAUGUGAAGUACUACUCUAUUCCUAAUACACCACUAUCUCGACCGUGAACGAAACUGAGAAAACAAAAAUUCAAUUGAAGUACAAUUGAGAUGUCGAUAACACUUUUCUGCAAAGCGAGAGCCGCAAAAGUGAAGAAGGCAAACACAAAUCUGUAACAAAACGUUCAUUCACCAAACUCGAGGCAGCAGCAAGAUAAAAUAAAACAUCAACACAAGAAAAGGGUACAUUAACAAUCAUUCAACAAACCGCCCACAUACAGUCACUCAUACACCUACAGAUGCACUUUCACGUAUAUGCAAAUGAAGUUGACCGUUUCUGCCACCAUCUUACCAAACGGAGUAACUGAUAAAAAAAAACAAAAUUCAAAAAUUCACCGUUCGUAGAAAUCAACCAUUUUAUUCGGAUUCAACCCAAUUUCAGCAGAUGGUGGUUAUCAAACAUGUACGCGUACUAAUCUAGCGCACGGCUAGCUCAGUUGUCAUUUGGCGGCUGCCUGGUCGUCAACGCUCACGGUCGCGACUCCAAGUGGAAUCAUUUGCUAGAGGCAGACUUUCAGGGACAAACCGAUCCGCUUUGAGGAUCGUAACAUGGGAAUUAGGCAGCAAACGAUGAUCCUAAUUUUAGCAGCCUUCGUCACGCGGAUCUACACGCUCGUUUUUGAUGAACUAUUUAUGAUUCUCAAAUAGCAAUAUUUUUUAACCAAAAAUAGUUUAAUAAAAACGAGUGUUUACUUCGCUCCCAAGCGAAUGGACCAGUGACAAAAAGUGGCAAAAAAAAUCAUUAUUAUUACUCCUGACGCCCUUCUUCCUGGUCAACUUCUAGCAUUCGAUAACACGAAUGUAAAUUGUUAUCAAAAUCCAACUGUUCAAUCAAAUUCACAGAAAAAAAAAGUUGCACCAAUUCCUCUCCUUCUCAUAAGAAAAAAAAACAUGAUUCAGCACCCAAUAUCUCGUACAGUGUGUGAGCGAAUACUCCACCAUUUGUAUUGUACAUAUGUGAGACGAAUAAGCAAAGCAAAAAUAUUCACAGUUAAAUAACAUAACCCCUCUUAAAGAAAGAAAACUGAAAAAUUCUGUAGAUUUUGACCGAAACAGCCCGUAGAAAAGUGUCCUCUUUGUUCCUUGUAGUGUAAUAAUAGUGUUUCGCACCCACCUUGAAUGACACAAAACCAAAACAAAUAAACGAUGUUAUUCCUAGAGAUUAAACCUUUUUCCCGCUCGUACCCUCAGUUUCGAUGCUUUCUAGUUUGAGUUUCUUCACUUUUGAGUGCAACGAUUGUUUUAAAUUGUUUUGCUUUUCCUACGAUUUUUUUCUUAUUUUCAAAAAUAUCAAUUUCACAAAACAAAAAAGAUGGCUGUACUUUUCCCUUUUUGAUUUUUUCGAGUUUCAAUCGAGAAAGUUUACUAAAAAGUGUGCAAAAGUUUUUAAAGAAAUAAUAGCUUCCCUUAAAAAUAAAACGAUAUCAAAACAACACCCCCUAAACUGUCUGCAACCGUCAAACAAUUAAAGUUCAUCCAUAUUAUUAGCGAUUUAUAUUUGUCACACUCUGUCGAUUGUCAAAUAAUAAAUGGGGAUAGAAAAAAAAACCUGUCUUUUCAGGUUUCCCCGCGGGGAGUCAGCUCCCCGAAAGAAGAAAAAAAACCACAAACCAUUUAAACCAGCGCGAUUUCGACUUUUUCUAUGUAAAAAGGCGAAUCAUUAUAUAAAUAUUAAAAAGAAAGAAACAAAUAGAUUGCUUACAAAACAUUAAUGCAUUCAUGAAUAUUAUGAAUUAUUUUCCCAUUGCUGAGUAGAAGUAUUUGUGUAUGAUUUCUGACAGCAGAAAAAAAUACAACCAACAUUCACACAAACACACACAAAACAAAAACAAACAAUGGGAGCAUCUUAUGAAAAGCAUCUAUAAACCCCUACAAAGACACAAAUUUAACAUCCGCUGUCACACUGAAACAAAAACAAACUCAAAAACUAGUGACAAACAAUCUUCGAUUAGUUCGUCUCGAAGGCAAAAUUGAUUUGAAAUAAUUCGUUUUAUUUCACUGCUCCCUCCCUGCCGUUCAUAACUAUUUUUUUUAGUUUGAGGUAAAUAAAAGAAAAAAUGUCGCAGGAUUUUUUGCAAUCCUGUGGCGAUGCGGAAAAAGGCCGGUGGUGGAAAGUAUAAUUUUCUUUCCCGAUGGCAUUUUUUUCUGUUCUUAUACACCCAAACAUAAUAGAACACACAAUACAUGUCCUCACACAUACACACAUACAAAAAGAGAAGAGAAAAUUCAGAAAACAGCAAAAAAAACAAACGAUGACGAACCUAACGACGAACGCAGUGUAGUAGUAAACAUAAUGAAGCAAAAAAUAAAGAAGAAGAGAAAAAAACAAAAAAAAAUAACAAACAAACACAUACGCUAAAGUGUAAGAACUGCAGCAAGUGAAAAUAGAUUUUUUUUAAAUUUUUCUUCUUUUUUUUAUUAGGUUUAGUUUUUACUGGUAACAAUUUAAUAAAAUGAGGAAAAAUUCAACUACAUACUGAAUAUAUUAUAUAUAAAACUAUAUGAAUAUAUAAAUGAUAUAAAAUUAAAAUUACUUGUACAGAGAUUAUUGAUAAAAAAGAUGAAAAACAUUUGAAAAUAAUUAAAAGUAUAUAUAUUGAUAGUAAUAAAACAGCAAACAUUUGAUGAAAAAAUUAAA
Molecule: messenger RNA, 22441 nt
Organism: Uranotaenia lowii
Lineage: Eukaryota; Metazoa; Arthropoda; Insecta; Diptera; Culicidae
Product: protein BTG1-like
Exons: 1
Coding region: 742-1533 (263 amino acids)
Biological process (GO): negative regulation of cell population proliferation; negative regulation of mitotic cell cycle
Cellular component (GO): cytoplasm; nucleus
Source: RefSeq, a predicted model, not a curated record